Messenger RNA from Aspergillus niger, 1812 nucleotides. RefSeq lists its product as uncharacterized. Gene Ontology annotation, biological process: carbohydrate metabolic process; N-glycan processing. The transcript is spliced from 5 exons. The record is from RefSeq and is a predicted model, not a curated record. The coding region runs from base 1 to 1812 and encodes 603 amino acids. Gene Ontology annotation, cellular component: endoplasmic reticulum; membrane. Gene Ontology annotation, molecular function: calcium ion binding; mannosyl-oligosaccharide 1,2-alpha-mannosidase activity. NCBI's taxonomy places the organism in Eukaryota, Fungi, Ascomycota, Eurotiomycetes, Eurotiales, Aspergillaceae.
AUGUACAAGGACAAACCUUACUUCGCACCACGACGCACCGGUCCGAGAGCCAGGCGGCGGAAGAUCAUAUAUAGUGGGCUAUGUCUGUUCGUCCUGCUCGCUCUGUGGUACUACUCUGGCUCUGGUAAGCCGGAAUGGAAGACACCGGACGCGGAGAAGGGCGCCGAGCUCUGGAAGUGGGUGCAAAGUUUUGAGGAGUCGGAACCACCAUACGAUGGCAGCGCAGCGACAGAGAAGAUUGACUGGGAAGCAAGGAGGGAGAAAGUGCGCGACGUCUUCAUUGUCAGUUGGGAUGGUUAUGCGGCUAAUGCGUGGGGUUACGAUGAAUACCACCCAAUUGCCAAAAACGGUCGGCACAUGAUUGAAGGAGGAAUGGGGUGGAUAAUUGUUGAUGCGCUGGACACUUUGAUGAUUAUGAACCUGACGUCGCGAGUGCAACAUGCCCGCAGCUGGAUCCACAACUCGUUGCAAUACAACCAGGACCACGAUGUGAAUACCUUCGAGACUACCAUUCGCAUGCUGGGAGGCUUACUCUCCGCACACUAUCUCUCCACGAACUAUCCCGAGCUAGCUCCGCUUACGGAUGACGAUACAGGCGCGCCGGGAGAAGACUUGUAUAUCGAGAAGGCCACCGAUCUGGCAGAUCGUCUAUUGGGUGCUUUUGAAUCCGGCACUGGAAUCCCGUAUGCAAGCAUCAAUUUGAACAAAUCCGAGGGCCUUCCCUCGUACGCGGAUAAUGGCGCCUCAUCUACUGCCGAAGCCACUACUCUCCAGCUGGAGUUCAAGUACUUGGCCAAACUGACGGGCGAGGCCGAGUACUGGCAGGCUGUGGAGAAGGUUAUGGAGGUCGUGGACGACCAGAAGAUGGAAGACGGAUUGCUUCCGAUCUACGUAUAUCCAGAGACCGGCGAAUUUAAAGGCGAUAACAUCCGUCUCGGCAGUAGAGGCGAUUCAUACUAUGAAUACCUCAUCAAGCAGUACCUUCAAACGCAAGAGACUGAACCGAUCUACAAGGACAUGUGGGAUGAGUCCCUCGUCGGCGUGCGCAAGCACCUGAUCACCUAUACACAGAACGCCAAGUUGACCGUUCUGGGCGAACGCCCUGCCGGGCUGCAUGGAGUCCUUUCCCCCAAGAUGGACCACCUAGUCUGCUUCUACCCCGGCACCAUCGCUCUCGCAGCAACUGGCGGACGUCCUCUGUCCGAGGCAAGACAGUCACCCGAUUGGGGCCAACGCCAGGAGGAAGAGAUUCUUCUAGCCCGAGAACUAACCAAGACCUGCUGGGCAACGUAUCUAAUCACGAAGACCGGCCUCGCACCAGAGAUCACCUACUUCAAUGUCGACGACCCUCGCGUCAUGGAAACAGACAUCGACUACUCCACCAAAUGGCGCGACGACCUCAACAUCCACAAACAAGACCGCCACAACCUCCAACGCCCAGAGACCGUCGAAUCCCUCUUCUACAUGUAUCGCAUCACCGGAGACGACAUCUACCGACACUGGGGCUGGGAGAUGUUCAAGUCUUUUGUCAAGCAUACUGCCGUGAAAAUCACGGGCUUCACCUCGCUCUCAAACGCUGAUGACAACCCUCCAGUGAAGCGCGACAACAUGGAGAGUUUCUGGAUGGCCGAGACGCUUAAAUACUUCUACUUGCUAUUCUCGGACCGCGACUUUAUCUCUCUCGAAGACCAUGUAUUCAAUACGGAGGCGCAUCCUCUCCCGCGGUUCAAGCCAACGGGCGAGUUGAAGACCGGGUGGAUGAGGAAGAGUCGGACGAUACCAACAUCCAGUGAGGUGGAGGAGUCGGUAUAA